AUGUCUUUACUGGAAGUGUGCUGCUUCAGCCCCGAAAGCGCAAUCAUCGCGAGUGAAGCAGGGGCCGAUCGAAUCGAACUGUGUGACUCUCAGCAUGCUGGAGGAACAACGCCAGCAGCAGAAUGGUUGGCCCGUGUCAAGUCCAAGGUGACGAUUCCUGUCUUCGUCAUGAUCCGUCCUCGAGGCGGACAUUUCAACUUUUCCGAUGCCGAGUUCCAGCGCAUGAAGGCUGACAUUGACGAAUUGAAACCCGCGGCCGACGGCUUCGUUUUUGGCAUCUUGGACGACAAGCGGGAGAUCGAUGUUGGCAGGACUGCCCAAUUGGUACGAAGAGCAGCCCCAUUGCCCUGUACAUUCCACAAAGCCUUCGAUGAGACUCCAGAUCCUCUCCAAGCCCUUGAGGACGUCAUCGCCACUGGUUGCCACUCUCUACUGAGCUCUGGGGGCGCAUCAGCAGGAGUCGGUGAGGGCUUGACUGUCCUAAGGGCCAUGGUUCAGCGGGCUCAAGAACGGAUCAUGGUCAUGCCUGGGGGAGGGGUGCGGUCUAGCAAUCUUGCGCGUGUCCAAGCGGCCACUGGGGCGUUCCACUUCCACUCGUCCGCAAUGCACAAAGACAGCAGUUCGCCCGAUGCUGAGGAGAUCCGGUUGAUGAAACAGAUGAACGUUUAG
Zasmidium cellare ATCC 36951 is the source of this 669-nucleotide messenger RNA. RefSeq lists its product as uncharacterized. The record is from RefSeq and is a predicted model, not a curated record. The transcript is spliced from 2 exons. NCBI's taxonomy places the organism in Eukaryota, Fungi, Ascomycota, Dothideomycetes, Mycosphaerellales, Mycosphaerellaceae. Gene Ontology annotation, molecular function: copper ion binding. Bases 1 to 669 code for a protein of 222 amino acids.